AUGUAAUUGGAUGAGAGUAAUAAAACAAAGAAAAAUGAAUAGUCUAUUCUUAAAGAAACCUCCAAAAACAGAAAUAUAGUUUCUAAAUUACAAGGAAAUCCAGUAAGAUUAUAGGGAUUGAAAGACAGUUUUAAAUACUUUACGUUAUUAAAAAAGAAUCAAUAUUUGGAGAGAAAGCAAUAUAGAGUUAGCAGAGAUGAGACUUUAGUUUGUUCCUGCAUAAUGUGUCCUGAGGAUCAAAUAUAAAAUCGACCUUAAGGUCCGUAAUAUUCUUAUAAUUGCGGUGAGAGAUGCUUGAAUAGAUUCACUUGUACGGAAUGCGAUGUAGAGUUGUGUCCGUGUGCAGAACAAUGCAAAAAUCGAAGAUUUUAGAAACAUGAUGAUGCAUGUGUUUAUCCAUUGCGUUGUGGAGGGAAAGGAAUGGGUUUGUUUGCUGGCGAACGUAUUUUGAAGGGACAAUUCAUAAUGCAAUAUGUUGGCGAGAUAUUUCAAAUAAAUAGUGCAUUUGGGAGACGACGAGUGCAGGAAUAUUCGAAAUCUACAUGCACUUAUUUAAUGAAACUCAACAAUCAAGAAGUUAUUGAUCCAACAUCGAAAGGGAAUCUAGCAAGAUUUAUAAAUCAUUCAUGUGAGCCCAAUUGUAUUACAGAGAAAUGGAAUGUGUUAGGAGAAGUAUGUAUAGGAAUAUUUGCCAUACGAGACAUAAAUGAGGAUGAAGAAUUGACCUUUGAUUAUUAAUUUGACGUAUUUCAUACACCCUUGACUAAAUGUCUCUGUGGGGCUAAUAAAUGCAAGGGGUAUUUGGGAUUGAAACCAACUGAUGUUACAUAAGAAGAGUGGGAAGAACAUCUGGAAAAUAUGGUAUGCAAAAUAUGUUAAACUAAAACACCAUAAGAUGAUGAGUAACUAUUGUUAUGUGAUAAAUGCAAUUGUGGAUUCCAUUUAUUAUGUCUUGUACCUCCAUUGUCAUCAGUACCAAAAGAUGCUUGGUAUUGUUAGGAAUGCUAGGAUGAGAAAAGAAUAUUGGCUGAAUCUGAAAAAGAGAAAGAAAAAAUAGAAGGCUUAUUAUAGUAGAAAGUCAAAUAGUUGAAUAAUGAGAAAAAGAAUAAGAAAAAGAUGAAUUCAUCAUCUUCUUCAAGUGAUUCUGAUAGUGAAUAUGAUAACAGAUAUAAAAUGAUGAAAUCUUUGGAGAAAUAAACAGUCAGAGAAUAUUUAUAAUAGAAAUAACAUUAAUAAUAAUAAAUUAAUAAAUUAGAGGAGGAUGUCAAUUAUAAUAAAAAAGAAGAGUUGGAUACUAAUAUCUCAGAUUUACCUCUGCCUUCAAAGAGUAUCAAAUCUACAGGCACAUCAUUAAAUAAUCUUGAUCAAUAUACUUACAACAAUAGAAUAGUGGUAAACUCUCGUAGAUGCAAUCCAUAGUUGAUGUAGCCUAGAAAAAAUUUGAAGAAGCAAUAUGAUAAUAAUACUGAUUUUAUUCAAGUGUAAAAUAUCCAAAAUAUUGAUACUAAAAAGGAAUGCUUUAAAAUCAAUAUUCUUGAAUAGAAAGUAGUCAAAAAGAAUGCUCCAUUAAUUUAUAAGAUUGGAAACAAAAUCAGUUUUGAAUAAAUAGAUCAAUAAUAUGCAGAUUUCUUCAAGAAGGAGAAUAAUUUGACUGUUAUUGGUUCUGUUUAAUAGAUAAGUAUCUUUAGAUCAAUCCUAAUCAUGAUUGAAUAAAUUAUCAAAGAAUUGAAAAAAGAACUAGGAAUCAUAGAAGGGUAGAUUAAAGUACCAAUUAUAUAUUUAAAAAGAUUAAUAAAUAAAUUCAACAGUUUAGAUAAAAAACAAGAAGUUAACAUUAUAUAUAAUAAAUCAUUGGCUCAUAGUGAAGAGAUAUUUCCUAUGGACAAAGCUACUCCAAUCAAAAUUAAGGGGUCUAAAUAGAACAUUGAAUCAACUGUCCAAGAGAUAUCAAAAAUCUUAAAAACAUUAUGCGUUUAAAGACUGUAUAUCAGCAGAAGUGAAACUAAGACUGUUUAAUAAAACAUGUAUCAUCUAAAACAGCAUGCUGAAAUUCGUAUUUCAAGAGAUUCGGUUUAUAAUGCAAAAGGCGAACAAACGUAGAGGGAUAUCAAUCAUCCAUUCUUUUAUAUACAAUAUAGGGAGAAGGAAGUCUGUUUAAUUGGCACUCUUCAAUAAGUUUAAGAGACUAGUAAUGCUAUUAAAUUACUAUUGGAAUAAGAGACUAAUAAUGAUAAGGAAAUGACUUACUUCACUGUCCUCAUUUCUCCACAAUAUAAAGAAAUAAUAAUUGAAAAAGAUUCUUCAUCUACCAAAGUACUAUUGUUUGAAGCCUCACAUCCUAGAAAGAAUAUGACUAUAUUGAUAUUAUGUUUAAGAAAUCAGAUUAAAUAAACUAAGCAAAUGUUUUUUGAAAUGAUUUAAGAGGAUUGUCAAUUAAAAUUGGAAUAGUUUUAAGAUUAAAUGUCAAUGUAAAUGUGUAGAUACGUAUUCAAAUAUUUAUAAAAUACUAUGAUGACUAAUGAUAUGGCAUUUAUGAAGAAUUGGGAUCUUAUUACACCAUAUUUUUAUUAAUUUAAUAUUUUGAAGUACAGAGAAUAGAAAUUUGAUAAUUGGUUUGUUAAACGUUGUUAUCCAUCAUUGCUAAGAGAUUAUGAAACCUAAUUGUAUAUCUAAUAUUGCUUAGGAAAGGAAAUCUAAAAGAAUCUAACUGAUUAGGAAUAAAUGUAGAGAAAAAAGAAUUUAAUCCUAUUGACAAGAAAGAUCCUGACUGCUAUAUUGGGAUUUAAAAGACAUUUGCCAGAUUAGACUUAAUAAGAUGGAAACUAAUAACAGGAUUAAUAAUUCAGGAGAUUUAAUAGUGUAUAACAGGAUGACACUCCUAAAUUAUAAAAUUUGCCUGUAAUUUAAUUGAUUACUCAAACAUCUUAAAUCAGCAAAAGAAGUGAUAGAUAGAAGGACAGUAGCGAUGACAGUUCCUCUGAUUCCAGCAAUAACCAACAUCAAAAGAGAUAAAGUAGUUCAGAAUCAGGUAAAAGUAGAGAUAUGUCAACAAAGCAAAAGCAUAAGUCGCAUCAUCAUAGAUAUAACUAUAAUUAAAAAAGUCCGGUUGAUAGGUAUGAUAAAUAUAAAUACGAAAAAUCGCACUAUUAUGAUAAAUCAAAAUAGAAACAAAAAUACUAGAGUUAUAAAUAUGAGAGACCUAGAACUAGUAGAAGAUAUUAUGAUGACCAUGACUACUCUAAAAGCAGGGGGUAUAACAAAAGAAGGUCCAGCAGUGAAGGUUCAUAAAAGUCUUAGGAUUACAGAAGGAAAAGAUAGGAAUCUGUAGACUCUGAUAAAUAUAAAAAUAAUAAGUAUUAUAGUGGAUUUUAAUUUGAAAGAAGACAUCCCAAGACUUACAAAUAUGAUUAUGAAAAAUCUACUAAAAUGCAAGAAAGCCAAAGAAAGAUCUCGAUCAAGACAACGAAACAAAUCAGAUAGUAGCGAUGGCUAUCGAAGAAGAUCCAAAUCAACUCACAAAUCCAAGAAAUACUAUAGGAAGUAUUACCAAAAGUAUUUUUUGUUUUGGGAGGACCUGGAGCAGGAAAGGGUACUUAAAGUGCAAAAAUGGUGGAGAAGUAUCAUUUUGUUCACUUAUCUGCCGGUGACUUGUUAAGAGAGGAGAGAUCCAAAAAAACACAAAAUGCUGAAUUGAUUGAAGAAAUCAUUAGGAGUGGAUAAAUUGUCCCAAGUCACAUUACUAUUGGGUUAUUGGAAUAGGCUAUGCAAGCUAAGGGUUUAGAUAAGAUGUUUUUGAUUGAUGGAUUCCCCAGAAAUCAAGAGAAUUUCGACGUUUGGAUCAAAUUAAUGGGUGAUAAAGUGGAGUUUAAAAAAUUGUUUUAUUUUGAAUGUGAUGAGGAGACCUUAAAAAAUAGAAUAAAGAUCAGGGCUUAAGAAAGUGGAAGAUCAGAUGAUAAUGAUGAAACUCUGGUUAAAAGGUUGAAAACAUACAAUGAAUCUACACGACCAAUUAUAUAAUAUUUUGAUUCUCUAUCACAAUGCAUCCAUAUAAAGGCAGACAAAGCUAUUGAUGAGGUAUUUCAAGAAAUUACAAAGAAAUUAGAUGAAAUCUUGUGA
This is a messenger RNA of Paramecium tetraurelia, 4116 nucleotides long. RefSeq lists its product as uncharacterized. The transcript is spliced from 15 exons. Gene Ontology annotation, biological process: 'de novo' pyrimidine nucleobase biosynthetic process; pyrimidine nucleotide biosynthetic process; regulation of DNA-templated transcription. Gene Ontology annotation, cellular component: nucleus; chromatin. NCBI's taxonomy places the organism in Eukaryota, Ciliophora, Oligohymenophorea, Peniculida, Parameciidae. Gene Ontology annotation, molecular function: protein binding; ATP binding; histone H3K36 methyltransferase activity. The record is from RefSeq and is a predicted model, not a curated record.